Molecule: messenger RNA, 1749 nt
Organism: Ahaetulla prasina
Lineage: Eukaryota; Metazoa; Chordata; Lepidosauria; Squamata; Colubridae
Product: vomeronasal type-2 receptor 26-like
Exons: 6
Coding region: 1-1749 (582 amino acids)
Biological process (GO): G protein-coupled receptor signaling pathway
Cellular component (GO): membrane
Molecular function (GO): G protein-coupled receptor activity
Source: RefSeq, a predicted model, not a curated record
AUGGAAGCUUCUUUCAAGAAGACCUUCAACUCCAUGUGUCAAAACAAACGACAUUUGCCAUUUAAUCUCCCUGCCCUCUCCAGUGAUAUCGUCAUUGGAGAAUUUGUGUCUACUAUAUAUCCUGAAUGGUCUUUGCUCCAUUUUAUGGAACCUCCGGAAGGAUCUUUGAAAGGAUGGUCAUUGCCUAAAAACUUCCAGCAUGUCCUAGCCUUCAGUUUUGCCAUUCAGGAGAUCAACAGGAAUGAGAACUUGUUACCCAACAUCACCUUGGUCUCCAAGAUAUAUGAGAAUGGUUUUCAGGCAAUGAGAGCCUCUGAGAGCCUUUUCACUCUCUUCUUUGUGGAAGGCCAGUGUCAGCUCAACUACAGAAAAGGAAAGGACCAAAACGUCAUGGCUGUCAUUGGUGAUCUCCCUUCCCAAAACACCAUCCAGAUGGCCAACAUCUUAAAUGCCUACAAAGUUCCACAACUUCGUUUAUCUCUGGAAAACCUCCAUUUCAACAAUAGUGCUGGGGAAGAAAUAGUGUUCAAUGAGAAUGGAAACGUUGCAGCAGCAUAUGAUAUCAUCAACUUGAUUACUUUCCCCAAUCGAUCCUUUCAGAAGGUCCAAGUUGGAGGUAUUGAACCUCAGCGUUCUCAAAAGGAAGAUCUCACCAUAAAUACAACUGCCAUUGUAUGGAAUCCCAAAUAUAAGCAGACACCACCUUCUUCCACCUGUGUAGAAAGCUGCCAUCCUGGGUACCGGAAAUUGAUUAAGGAGGGGAAACAGGUUUGCUGCUAUGAUUGUGUUGAGUGUUCAGAGGGAAGCAUUUCCACCAUGAUUGAUUCCAAGCAAUGUGAGAGAUGUCCAGAAGAACAAUAUCCAAAUGAGAAACACCAUCAAUGUAUUCCCAAAAUUAUGGCCUAUUUAUCGUACAAUGAAAUCCUGGGAGAAAUCCUGACUGGCUUUGCUGUUUCUUUUGCUGUCAUCACAGUUGUGGUGAUGGGGACAUUCAUCUUCCACCAGAACACUCCCAUCGUCAAAGCCAACAACUGGGAUAUCACCUGCGCCCUGCUUGUCUCGCUCCUGCUGUGUUUUCUUUGCUCCUUCCUCUUCCUCGGAUGUCCAGGAACAGUCACAUGUCUGCUCCGACAAGCAGUUUUUGGAGUUGUCUUCUCCAUUGCGGUGUCUUGUGUCUUAGCCAAAACCAUCACUGUGGUUUUGGCCUUCAUGGCCACAAAGCCAGGGAACCGCAUGAGGUUGUGGGUGGGAAAAAGGCUGUCCGUCUCAGUCAUUGCUUUUUGCUCCCUUAUUCAAACAAGCAUCUGUACUGUCUGGUUGACCAUUUCUCCUCCUUUCCCAGAGUUGGACAUGCAUUCCCAGGUGGAUGAGAUCUUAGUGCAGUGCAACGAAGGCUCAGAGAUAAUGUUUUAUGUUGUACUGGGCUACAUGUGGCUUCUGGCCCUCAUCAGCUUCACGGUGGCCUUCUUUGCCCGGAAGUUGCCCAACACUUUCAAUGAAGCCAAGCUCAUCACCUUCAGCAUGCUGGUCUUCUGCAGCGUUUGGGUGUCCUUUGUGCCCACCUACUUGAGCACCAAAGGGAAAUCCAUGGUGGCUGUGGAAGUCUUCUCUAUCUUGGCCUCAAGUGGUGGCUUAUUAGGUUGCAUUUUCCUGCCCAAGUGCUACAUUAUCAUGCUGAGGCCAGAGCUGAAUAGCAGAGAGCAGCUAGUUAGGAAAAAGACUGGUGUGAUAUCAAGGGAGCAUGAAUGA